ACAGGUACUGUGCCUGGCGUAGCUGUCAGUCUCGUUUCUCAAAUAGGGACUGAACUGUAGCAUGAGAGUCACUUCACCCUCAGUGGCUCCUUAUUGCCCCCAGGAUAGAGCCAGGCUCCAGAUGACACCCAAGACUCCCUCUGCCUUGGCUCCAGCUAUCUCCUGCGGCUCCCCCCACCAACCCUGGCCAGGCUCCCUUCCCCACAGCCACUACCCCAUCCUCUACUGGGAACAGAACCAUGCCACCUCUGGUGACCUCAUCAUGCUGCAUCACUGUCCCUAUCCACGUCCCACCUUGUGGGCCCAGGAGUGCCCUGGGGUCCAGGGUUGCAGACUGCCCAGCCUCUGAGGCCCUGGUGCCGCAGAGUUGAGCCAAGGGUCUUGCACUCCCCUCUGACUGACCCAGCCCUAGCAGGUGAGUGGAUCGCUGUUGCUCUGAUGGCCGGAGGGAGGCCGCACACCUUUUGUGUGUUCUGGAAAGGGCAGCUUUGCACCGCGUGCUUGCUUACUUGAUAAACUGAGUUAGGGGAAUGCUGCGGUGAUGUUUAGUGUGUUUUUUUAUUUUUUUAAAUCCCUUUUGAACCAUAAGAUAAUAUUGUUUUUGUGCUUCUGAAGUAGGAAUUACAGUGGACAGUUAGUAAGGCAUUUAACUUUAGACUUAAAUUGUAAUUUAGGUUAUGAAGAAAAAAAGUAAAGUUUGUUUUGAAGCCUGGAAGGCUCCCUUAGGCAGUAUUAUUUAAGUUAUUUACUACACUGUUAAUAGCACUUGACUUUUCGUACCAGGGAAGUGGAAGGUUUCUGUCAUUUUGUGACGAUGUUUUUAAAUCUCUUUGCAGGUGGAAGAAGAAAGGUGCCACUUUGGCCUGAAGACAGACUCGCUUAGUCGUCAGUCAUUUAAGCUGAGUGCAUUGUGAUUUCCAAUAAUUGAGGCAGUGGUUCUAAAAGCUGUCUACAUUAAUGAAAAGAGCAAUGUGGCCAGCUUGACUAAGCCGCCAGCGUGUGCAGCGCGUGCAGGACGGCACCCGGGUCUCGACGGACUUGUGCAUGUUAGCUGUAUAGAUUUAUGUGAGGUCUUUUAAAACUCUGGUCUUUUAAAAUAGUCUUAACCACUUUUACUAUGGAGACAUAUGAGAGUCCCUCUCCUCUCCCGCGUGAGCCCGCAGGAGAAGUGGUGAUGGAGAACCGAGCUUGCCCCCUCCAAGCGCUGCCCCGUGAACAGUCUCCACCACCUCCCCUGCAAACGUCCAGUGAUGCAGAGGUAAUGGACGUUGGCUCUGGUGGUGAUGGACAGGCCGAACCCCCUGCUGAGGACCCGCUCAACUUCUACGGAGCUUCUCUUCUCUCCAAAGGAUCCUUCUCUAAGGCCCGCCUCCUCAUAGACCCGAACUGUAGUGGCCACAGCCCACGCACCGCCCGGCACGCACCUGCGGUCCGGAAGUUCUCCCCUGACCUUAAGUUGCUUAAGGAUGUAAAAAUUAGCGUGAGCUUUACCGAGAGCUGCAGGAGUAAGGACAGGAAGGUGCUGUACACGGGAGUGGAGCGCGAUGCUCGUGCCGAGUGCGGUCGGGCCCUUAGCCCUGUCAGUGGAGACGUGCAUGCUUGUCCCUUUGGCGGGAGUGUUGGUAACGGGGUCAGCGUAGGGGGUGAGAGUGCUGAUAAGAAGGAUGAGGAGAAUGAGCUGGAGCAGGAAAAGAGAGUGGAGUAUGCAGUGCUCGAUGAGUUAGAAGAUUUUACUGACAAUUUGGAGCUAGAUGAAGAAGGAGCAGGCGGGUUCACGGCUAAAGCCAUCGUGCAGAGAGACAGAGUGGAUGAAGAGGCCUUGAAUUUCUCCUACGAGGAUGAUUUUGACAACGAUGUUGAUGCUCUGCUGGAAGAGGGCCUUUGUGCUCCCAAAAAGAGGCGAAUGGAGGAGAAAUAUGGAGGAGACAGCGACCAUCCAUCUGACGGAGAGACAAGCGUGCAGCCAAUGAUGACCAAGAUUAAAACAGUACUCAAAAGUCGUGGCCGCCCACCUACGGAACCGUUGCCUGAUGGGUGGAUCAUGACAUUCCAUAACUCCGGAGUCCCCGUGUACCUACACAGAGAGUCUCGGGUGGUCACCUGGUCCAGGCCGUACUUCUUGGGAACGGGAAGCAUACGGAAACAUGACCCUCCUCUGAGUAGCAUCCCCUGUCUGCAUUACAAGAAAAUGAAGGACAAUGAGGAAAGAGAGCAAAACAGUGAGCUCGCCCCCAGUGGGGAGGUGUCCCCUGUCAAGCCCCUGAGCCGGUCUGCGGAGCUGGAGUUCCCCCUGGAAGAGCCCAACUCCAUGGGGGCCGACUUGGGGCCCCCAGAUGAGAAGGAUCCACUAGGGGCUGAGGCUGCUCCUGGGGCGCUGGGGCAGGUGAAGGCCAAAGUCGAGGUGUGCAAAGACGAAUCGGUUGAUCUUGAGGAAUUUCGGAACUACCUGGAGAAACGUUUUGACUUUGAACAAGUUACUGUGAAGAAAUUCAGGACUUGGGCUGAGCGGCGACAGUUCAACCGAGAAAUGAAACGGAAACAGGCUGAGUCCGAGAGGCCCAUCCUGCCAGCCAAUCAAAAGCUCAUCACUCUGUCUGUGCAAGAUGCACCCACAAAGAAAGAGUUUGUCAUUAACCCCAACGGGAAAUCGGAGGUCUGCAUCCUGCACGAGUAUAUGCAGCGUGUCCUCAAGGUCCGCCCUGUUUAUAAUUUCUUUGAAUGUGAGAACCCAAGUGAGCCUUUUGGUGCCUCGGUGACCAUUGAUGGUGUGACCUAUGGAUCUGGAACUGCAAGCAGCAAAAAACUUGCGAAGAAUAAAGCUGCCCGAGCUACGCUGGAAAUCCUCAUCCCUGACUUUGUUAAACAGACCUCUGAGGAGAAGCCCAAAGACAGUGAAGAGCUCGAGUAUUUUAACCACAUCAGUAUCGAGGACUCGCGGGUCUACGAGCUGACCAGCAAGGCCGGACUGUUGUCUCCCUAUCAGAUCCUCCACGAGUGCCUUAAAAGAAACCAUGGAAUGGGUGACACAUCCAUCAAGUUUGAAGUGGUUCCUGGUAAAAACCAGAAGAGUGAAUAUGUCAUGGCGUGCGGCAAGCACACAGUGCGCGGCUGGUGUAAGAAUAAGAGAGUCGGAAAACAGUUAGCAUCUCAGAAAAUCCUUCAGCUGCUGCACCCACAUGUCAAGAACUGGGGGUCUUUACUGCGCAUGUAUGGCCGUGAAAGCAGCAAGAUGGUCAAACAGGAGACCUCAGACAAGAGCGUGAUUGAGCUGCAGCAAUAUGCCAAGAAGAACAAGCCAAACCUGCACAUCCUGAGCAAGCUGCAGGAGGAGAUGAAGAGGCUGGCGGAGGAGAGGGAGGAGACACGGAAGAAGCCCAAGAUGUCUAUUGUGGCGUCUGCCCAGCCUGGUGGCGAGCCCCUGUGUACUGUGGAUGUGUGAGGGAGGCGGCGGGGCCUGGUGCAGGGGGCCGCCAGCUCCGCUGCUGAAGAGACCACACGCCACUCACUCUGCAGCCUCAGGCCUCCCUCCAAUCUGAGUUCCUCCCCUGUGGCCAGGCGUCUUGAGCACCGGAGCCAGAGGGGUGGGGCUCUGGUGCACGGGGACGGCCAGGACCACAGCUCUUCUUUGGGGGCCGCCCACAGGUCUAAGUGGACAGGUUCAAAGAUCAACUCAGCCUGCCCUCACAGGUGGAAGCCAAGAGCUUGGAGAUAGCUGUGGACCUCUGCUUGUACAGAUUUGCUGCAGACGGGUUUUAUGAAGGUUUUCAUGAAUUUUAGUACAUAAUACGCACUGACAAGAAAUGAGAGUUGGAUGACAGAUGGAAUAAGAAAGUGACCCCUGAGUCCUGUGCCCAGGGCUCCUGUGGGCCACUGCCUGAGGGGCCUGGUCAGAAGG
This is a messenger RNA of Ceratotherium simum simum (southern white rhinoceros), 3895 nucleotides long. Lineage: Eukaryota; Metazoa; Chordata; Mammalia; Perissodactyla; Rhinocerotidae. The record is from RefSeq and is a predicted model, not a curated record.